Molecule: messenger RNA, 417 nt
Organism: Trichomonas vaginalis G3
Lineage: Eukaryota; Parabasalia; Trichomonadida; Trichomonadidae
Product: acetylation-dependent protein binding
Exons: 1
Coding region: 1-417 (138 amino acids)
Molecular function (GO): protein binding
Source: RefSeq, a predicted model, not a curated record
AUGAAUGCUUAUGAGAGAGAUUUUUGCUUGAAACUGACCAAGGAUCUAAAAAAGAAACAUGCAUUCAAGGUAUUUAUUUAUCCUGUUUCAGAUGAUAUUGCACCAGGAUACAGUGAUGUUAUUAAACAUCCAAGUUGUCUUCUUGAUGUAGAAAAUGCAUUGAAAGCGAACAAUAUUGAAAGUGUAGAAGAAUAUAAAAAGCGUAUAAAUAGGAUUUGGAAGAAUUGUAAAAAAUACAAUCAAGGACUCAUUCAAUUUGAAUCACUUGCCAGCUUAGGCAAGGAAAUUUUCGAAAGAAAAAUGAAAAAGCUCAGAAAGUCAGAAGCAGAAAAUUGGAAUCGCAAAGUUCAGAAAUGUGUUAAGAAAAUUUCCGAGGUCAUUACUUUAAUGGAUGAAGAAGCAAAGAAACUAGCUUAA